Molecule: messenger RNA, 8649 nt
Organism: Pygocentrus nattereri (red-bellied piranha)
Lineage: Eukaryota; Metazoa; Chordata; Actinopteri; Characiformes; Serrasalmidae
Gene: rusc1
Product: RUN and SH3 domain containing 1
Exons: 12
Coding region: 259-5868 (1869 amino acids)
Cellular component (GO): cytoplasmic vesicle
Molecular function (GO): protein binding
Source: RefSeq, a predicted model, not a curated record
GAUGACGGAGAAAAAAGCAGCCAGGGCAGGAAGACAGAAGCGUUCAGCUGUGGUUCUGCUGCCUUUCAGCCUCCAAGCUCGUUUUCUCCAGCCAGACUGCGGAGCUUCAACAUCUGUUUCCUUUCACCUGCUGAAGGAGCAAAAUUAAGCCAGGAUGUGAUCAAUAUGUUGAAUAAACCUGACUGGGAGCUCCCUCGCCAAAAAUCCCUUGUUCAAAAUUUAAAAAUUCACCUAUUCUCCUUGUGCUAAACACCCACAAUGCACUCUACCCGGCCCUCUGUUCCCCCACGGCCACGUCGAUUUGACGGUGGCAGACGGACCGAAGCUAAACCACCCAAUCAUGUGACCAGAAGGGACGACAAAAAUAGCGUAAACAACAAUUCCUCCUCCCCUCGUCGUGUUACUCGAGGACCUCCGGAGCCUUCUAGGUUCAAGAGCGUAGGCCAGAGUCCACGUUCCACAGUGACUCAGCCUAAAUUGGUUCGGCAGCAGAAGAACAGUGUCCAACCAGCAUCGGGGAACUCAAAACCAAAAGCUGGACGUGCGGCAUCAAGCCUGGACCCGGCUGUUGUGGAUCCAAACUGUAAUGAACCCAGUCUGCCUUGCCUAUGUUGUGAUGGCCACUCACUUCAGGACAGCAAUAGCCUAUUUAAUCACAACCAUAACAACAAUAACACUGUGGCCCUCAGGCAACAGAUAAAGCUAGCACCUUCACCUCACAACGACAAAGAGGUAGAGAAGAAGCCAGAAAUAGGAAAGAAAGCCAAAUGUAAGCCAGAGGAGAAGCAGCCAGUGGCUAUUCCUGUGGCCAAGCAAGUUGACGACAGAGAGGAGGAAAAUGGCAAUGCAGAUAAAAAGAAUGAAGAUGAUCACAAGGAAGAUGAUGCUGGUGCUAAGGUAAAUGUUAUAGUAGACGAGAAUGGCAAUGGUAACAAUGAUGUUGUAGCUGCUGAUGAUGUAGUUGUUGAUGAUGAUGCUGAUGAUGACGAAGAAGAUGACGACGACGAUGACAAUACUCUUGUACCUUCAUGCUGCGAUUGUCCGGCAUCCAUGCUGGACUUCUCUCUCACUUCUUCUACCUCAUCUUCGUCCACCUCCAUCAGCAGCUGCUCAGAUCUGGAGUCUGAUUGCCCAGAUACCUUUUCAGUGUCGUUGCAGGAGCAGGAGCAGGAGCAGGAGCAGGAGCUUUAUCCUCCACCUCAUUCCCCAGUGCCCAAUGCUUUUCAGCCUUGCUCCCUGCCACUGGACCUCAGCACUUCCUUAAGACCACCACCAUUUCCAUGCUCCCCUGAUGAGGGCUACCCAUCAGCUCCCUCCUCCCCUUCUUCUGAUUUUAUGGAGAGCAAGGAACCUGAUGAACAAAAGGCAAUCAAAGUGGAUCUUCUGAAUUUCUUGGAUUCCAUAGAUGAAUUAGGCAAAGUCGAUCGCUUCUAUCGCAUUGUUCAGGUGGCACAUUGGGAGCUUGAGGGCGACUUUGAUUUGAGAGAUAGGCUGGUACACCAGGAGAGGCUUGAGAAAGUCAACAAGCAAGUGAAGCUUAUCCAUCUGGAAAGACUUCAGGAAGCUGGACAUGAUUUUGAUGAAGAAGAUCUCUCAGGAGUGUUGGAUGAGAUGGGCAACAUCGACAUUUCCUGGAAGAUGUACAAAAGUGACAAAUCAUGUGAUUCUCAGGAAUACAGCGAUGCAGGGGUGGAUAUGACAGCCCCAUCUGACCUUGAUGAACCUCCAGCAGCAGAUUCCCUUGUGCCAUCUCCUGUGGAACCACCUCCAAGGCCUCCAAAACCUCCAGCAAGGCACAUCAGUGCCCAACCAGAAUUGCACACAUAUAUGAACAUCAGUGGGAACACACCUUCAGUUUCUUCUGCCUCCUCCCCAGUUAAGUCUUUUAGUCUCUCAGUUUCUGCAUCUCCAUCUUCUUCUUCAGCUUCAAAACCCCCUGCUUUGCCUCCUCCACCAUCACAGCCUGUACCUUAUUUUACCCUUUAUUCUGAUUCACCCUCCCUACCUUCUCCCACUCCACCAAUUCCACCUCCAAGAAGGCGCCAUAAAGCCCGUCUAGAAGCCCAGAGGCUUGCUGAACUUGAGAAAGAGAAGACACCUCAAUCUCUACCUGCUCCAACCUCCAGACCCCCACCUUUACCACCUCCACCAGCCAUCCAGCCUUCUCCUCCUGCUAUUCCACCUCCUCCAACACUCCCACCUCCUCCAUCUUUCCACGCUCUGGAUGUGGAGAUUCGUAAGCUGCUGGCACUGGCAGGCAUCACCCAGGCUGAGCUGCUAAGACUUAGCCCUGAGUUGGGCGUCUGUGUGGAUGGCAUCUUGGAGGAAGGAGAGAUAUCUGAGAUUUCCAAGACGAGCAAGGAGGAGAGAGAGGAUGCAGGCAAGGUGAAUGAUUUGACCUGGAGAGAAAGAAACAAGCUUGACGUGAAAGACUUAGAUGCAGUCUGUAAAGAAGAUGAAAAGAAACAAGGAAGCAGGGAGCCCUUCAGAACAACAUCCUUCACUGAGAUGGCCAGGCGGCGCAAGCGAAACGGAGGGAGUGGUAACUCGAGCUGCGGCUGUGUUUUGGGGGAUGAUGUGAGCUUGAAUGGUGACUCAUAUUACAGCACUGAUAUUAGCAAUAAGGAGCUCACUAAUGCUAGCUUUGGCAGUUUUGAUUAUGCCUCAGUGAUACCUGAUACCCCUCCUCCUCCUCCGCCUCCUCGGCCUUUACCCCCACGACCACAAAUACUGUCCAAUCCCCCUGAGCUUCCCCCAAUAAAGCCAUGCACUCUUCCUGCCAAUGCAUCCAGGCCAGAUAGAUUUGAUUGGCUGAUAGCCUUUACCCCAGACAUGGAGUCUCCACCACUAAACAUUAAAAAAUCUUCUACUGAUGCUAUGCCCCAAAAAACAACUGGUCCAAAAGUCACUACCUUCAAAGAACUGCGAAACAGAAGCAAACAGGCUUCCCCACGAGCCCAAGUCCAACCAGAACCUGAACCGACGGUCAUCACCCCAGACCCAGAUUUCCUGUACAACCUCAAGUGGAGGAGAGAGAAAGCAGAUGGAGAUGGCACUCAGUGGGAAUACACUUCCCAAGCACAAGCCACUUUCCUCCAGCCACCACCUACACCUGCUUCACUAGCUCUCUUCAGGGAAAUGCGCCACUUGAACAUUCAAGGAGGUCCCUCUCUUGAACCCAGCACCAUUCAGCGAAGCACUCAUUUGGCCAGCAGGAAUGAUUCUUGUGAUUUUGGCGGUGAUUGGAAAGGAGAGCAAACUGAGGAAGAUGUGGAGAAGACAGAGGUGAGAGGAAUGGCCGAUGGUGAACGCACAUGGGAGUCAAGAACAAGAGUGUCCUCACCUCCUCCGUCCUUAGCAUUGCACAAUCCUUCACCCUCUCCCUAUUUCCUGCACUCCACUCCUCCAUCCCAGCCACCUUUGUUUUACCGUUCCGACUUUUAUAGGAGCCAGUCGAAGGCCCUUCCUUUUCCGCAAGUUCCCAGAAUCCCUACUGACUCCAUUAGAGACACCUUCCCCGACUCGCUGUACCGCGAUUCAAACAAUGGAGAAUUUUUCUGUCGUCAUAAAAAUUCUUCCAGUUACAGUAAUUCAGGCAGCAUUAUAGACUCUUUGUACCAGUGUUCCCAGUAUUCCGACAGCAAGAAAGACAAAUUCCUCGGCAAUGGGGAGGAUUCUUUCCAUGUUAGCAGGUUUAGCGCGCUGGAUGCUAACUGCAACGUAGAUUCGCUCCACUGCGACGACAAGUACAGAAUGAAAACCUUGAAGUUUGCUGACUUUGAGAAAUCAGAUGAGGGCAACACCACCCCGUACAAAAACAUCGAUAUGAUCAACUACGUCAAUGCAGGAAAGCUCAACGAUCUGAGCGAAAGUGCUAAGGAAGACGCUACUUUUUGGCUUGAUGCGAGCAGCGAGAAGGCUAAAAACGAACCCCAAAUCUCCACCCUCCCCACCCUCUACCUCUACCACCCCAAAAACUGCCCCAUGCACAAAGGCGCCCCCCCACGCUUGUCCCCUAUAGGAGCUAUCUCACCCCCUCACAGGGCUGGGCCUCUGUCUCCCGGGGCUGACGUAUCCCGCCUUUCUUCGCCUCUUUUCCCCCGCAGUCACACCCUCCCUGCUCUUGCUGCCCCGCUCUAUUACCCCUACCUUUACACCCCCCGCACUCAGGCUCCUCUACCAGAGCCCAAAGUCCACUCUCAGCAGCGUCCAUCGCCACCGCUCUCUCUGAGUAAGGGAUCAAUCGCGGUCCGUAGCCUGUCCUUUGCUGGUUCUGCAGCUAAAGGGGCGUGGAUGGGCAGUGAUGUGAGACCCCCGCUGAGAGAUGGUGGGCUGUCCUCUCUCUGCCUGCAGGAAAAACGAGCUCUGGUCAGUGCGGUCAGCGUGGCAGUGGAGGCCAUUCUGGCCCAGUUCAGCUCCUCUAGGACUCUGGUGCAGAAGUUCCACUCAGUAGAAAAGGCUCUCUCUGGAGACAGCAGCGUGAACCCGACGUUGGGCCGGCUGGUGCUGCAGUGUCUUUGUCCUGCACUGCGCGAUCUCCUCAGUGACGGACUGAAGCCUCAUCAGAGUGACCUCAUCGCUGGCAGAAGGCCAAACUCGCCCUGGGGUUUAGUUCAGGCCUCCACCAAACCAGGCCCCACCACCCAGGCCCUGUACAGUCUGCAGAUUAAAGUAGCUGCGCUCCCUCAGCUAAAGCACAACCGCCACAGGUUCAACUCCUUCCUGCUCGGCCUUCUCAACAUCAAGCGCCUUGAUUUCUGGCUUUCCCGUCUGCAGUCCUGCAGUGAUGUGUUGGAGACGUACUACCGGCCCACCGCCUUCAUGCGUCUUUCAGCCUCUUCCUGCCAGCCUCUCUUUGAAGAGCUCCUCCUCCUCCUGCAGCCUCUGUCUCUCCUGACCUUCAACCUCGACCUGCUGUUCCAGCACCACCACCUCGACCCCUCUUCUCCUGACCUCACUCCGGCCAGCCACAGUCCAGGGCUGUCCAGACCACCCAACCGGGGCUUCAGCUUCCACCUGCUGCCCACUUACCAGGCUGAGGGCAGCGGUGGGCGUCUGAAGAGCGUCUCCAAGCAAGACGUUGGCGGUUCAGUUGGAUUAAAAGCAAGUGGCUGUCGUAUGAGCCCCACAAGCUCAUUCAGCCCAGGCCCCGUGCAAAUCCAGUGCAGAUCAGUACCAGCCAUCAAUAAGGGGGAGACAAGCCCCCAGCUACAGUGGCUGAAGGAGAAGGAGAUAGAAGCGCCCCCUGGUGAUGGGAACGGGAACAGCCUCACCCAGCAGGCAGGCCAGGCCCUACAGCAAGGCUGGGGGGCCGUGAUGCGCUGGGGUGAGCGUUUAGGGCAGAAUUUGGGUGGGUUAACAUCCAUUGGCAGCUCAGAAGAAGCUGAAGGGGGUCCCACCGUGGUGAACCAGAAUGCUCACUCCACUUCAGACGCCCAGAGUCCAGGCCAGGAAGCCCUGCCAGCUGACGGUGUUCCUUGGGGUUUGGGCCGGCUGUUUGGAGCCUCCAAAAGCCCGAAUAACCUGCCAUCGAAAAGGCGUCCCUCUCAGUGGCUCUCUCCUGGUAUAACUGCUCUGACCCGUAUGACUGGUGCAGGUCAGGCCUUUCUGCCUGAGCAGAUAGAGCCUGUAAGAAAAGGAGAGAAUGAGAAAGUGACAAAUGAGGAGAAGGAUGAGACUGGAGACCAGCCAAAACCCCUGAGGGCGGUCAGGACCCUGUGCGAUCACACCGGCACGGGGGCGGAGCUCAGCUUCAGAAAGGGGGAGGAACUCAUUGUGCUGGGAGGCGUGGACCAAGACUGGAUUCGCUGUCGUCAGGGUGACAAGGAGGGCCUCGUUCCCAUUGGUUAUGCGUCGCUUAUCAUGUGACUUCGAGACUCCUGACUGGACGAUGGGCGGAGCUUAAGGAGAUACACACCAAGCAUCGAGUUGAUAUAGUGAUUAGAAACUGUGUAAAGUGUUCUCACCUCUGUUGCCUGGUUUGUGAUGUCUCAGAUGUUUCUUUCGCAACUCCUAGCAUUCGAUUACACGCAUACGUUACUGUAUAAAUGAUGAAUAUACAUAAAUAUAUAUAUAUAUAUAUAUAAAAUUAGAUUCAUACUAUGAGAAAUAAGAAAUUUGACCAAGAUAGAUAGACAGAUAGACAAACAAGAACUGAAACCAAAUUAUCAUUGUGUAGCGACUCAGUCCACAGUAAAUAGAAUUCAUCUUGUAUUGCAUUAUGAAAUAUCCUAUUCAUUAUUAUAUAGUGUAGCGAAAAAUUCAAGCUUGCUAAUGGAUUGUAAAAGAAAGCAUAUGUAUCAAAAUACCAGCUACUUUUGGGGUUAAAGAAGCCCCUUGCACUCUAUCUAAAAGUAGCAUCAUGAUUGUAUGCUUUAGAGUAAGAUUAGGGCUGGCCUGAACGGUAUUUUACAGAUUUGAAUACUUGUUAGUAUUUUAAGUGUUACUGUAGUUCAGCACGUGGCCAGUAGGUGGCAGCAAUGUAUUGAUAGUGAUAUCGCAAAGGCCACAAAGACUGGGGCAGUUUGAAGAGGGCAUAAAUUUAUGCACAAAAUUGAGCUAUUAUUUCAUUUAUUUUUAAUAUUUUCUAUAUGAUUCAUUCUACUAUUGAGGUUUACAGUGUAUAAAUGGUGAUGGUCUAAUUCAAGUGUAAAGCUCUACAUUGCUAGUAAAGCUGACCGUAACACCUCUUAAUAAAGGUUAAUCUUAAGAUCAUUUUUGUGGCUUCACCAUAAUGGUAGAAUGACCCCUAAUAUUAACAAUAACCGUUCUACCGUAAGGCCUUUCCUGGUCAUAUACAUGUUAAUUCAAGCUACAGCUUUUGUAACAAUAAAUACUUCAAUGUUCAAAUGAUUUGGGCCAGCCCUAAUGAAGUACUGUAGUGUACUGCAGAAAUUCCAAAAAUACAUAGGCACUUCCUUCACUAUAUGGCCAAAAGUAUGGACACAUGACCACACCAUCGUGAGCUUGUUGGACGUCCCAUUCUGAAACCAUGGGCAUUAAGAUGGAGCUGACCCCUUUGUGGCUAGAAUGGCCUCAAUUCUUCUGGUAAGGCCUUCACUUCCAUUUCACAAUAGUAGCACUUACAGUUGUCUGGGGCAGCUCUAGCAGGGCAGAGAUUUCACAAACUGACCCGUAUCAUAGGUGUCGUUCUAUUACAGUGCCACGGUUGAAGUCCCUGAGCUCUUCAGUACGACGCCUAAGAUUGGUGUCCACAUACUUUUGGCCAUGUCCUGUAGAUUAUCCAACAUGUAAUGGCAAGGCUGUUUUCUUAAGCCUUCUAGACCAAAAAGGCCCUCCAGUCAGGAAAUCUCAGUAAUUCAGUCUCAGAUUAGAUUUAAUCUGUGCUAUGAGACCGUUUCUGAGACUCGGACGGACAUUUCCAUAUUUAAUCAGAUUUUAGAAUGCCUAAUAUUAAUGCUUUCAGUUCCCCCAUCUCUACGUACCCCAUUAGCCUGAAGAUGUAAAACUUCUAGUAUCGUUGUUGUUGUUGUUUCUCUCAGUAGUGGCAGUAGAGUAUUUUAGUGUGCUAGUGUGCUGACCUUCCUAAUUUGUUAUUGAUUUACUACAGUGUGUUAACUAGUGUGGUUUAGAAGAUUUUAUCACGUGUAGGCUCGAUAUCAAUGACUAUGCAUAUACCGUACUGUACUAUUCACAAGACUCGUCGCCGGGGUAACCAUAUACGACUGACUGCAUUAUUCAUUUCUGAUUGUGUGAAUGCCGAGUCGGGGUUGUCUUAUUUUAAAGUUGCAUGAACAUAUAUCGACUGAGUUAUCAGUGUGCGUUCACGUCAGGGCGUUCUUCUCACCAAACCCACCUACGCAGUGACAGGGGGUGGACUAAAACUAGCUGAUCUAAGCCUAACACCGUUAUACUACCUAGAACCUAAUGCAUCAGGUGAGCUUCCUUAAAGAAACACUUCGGUCCAUUUUGGCCUCACGUGUAUCUGCUGCGUCUGUAAUAAAUGGUCAGUUACCACAGACAGUUCUACUUACAGCAGAAGCCAGUGGGCAGGUGCUGAAUCCUGGAAAUACAGCUGUUCAGCAGCUCUGGCUCCCUUCGCUUUGCCUGAAGUUCUGGUUUCCAUGGCGAUUAGGGGGAGCCUGUGAAACCUCAGCUCCCUCCCUCCUGGAAACCAGUCUAAUUUCCGUGGAAGUUGUUAAUCAAAAUCUACCACCUAAUUAUCUUUGUUUUUUUCAGGGUUAAGUGAAAUGGUGUGCCAUUGAUUUGAGAUACUAUCUCAUUAUUUUGAGAUAUUAAGGGAAUACUUUGAGAUACUAUCUAAUUAUUUUCAUUAUUUUUGAAGAGCUUUUUCAUUAUUUUGAGAAACUCAUGAUUUUGAGAUACAAAGUUAUUUUUUUGAGAUACUGUCUCGUUGUUUUGAGGUGCUUUUUCAUUAAUUUGAGAAAUUAUCGAAUUAUUUUGAGAUGCUGUCAUUAUUUUGAGAAACUUUCUCGUCAUAUUAGAUUCUUUCUCUUAAUUGUAUGAUGUUUUCUCAUUAUUUGGAGAUGCUUCAUGCUUUUGAUGUAAUGCAUCAUGUUAAUAUUAAUAAUUGAAAAAAAAACGAUAUAUACUUGUGUAUAUACAAAAACAUGAUAUAUAAUGAGACAGUAUCUCUAAAUAAUAACUUAGUACUGCAAAAUAAUGGCA